GGAAAUCCCAAAACUUCCCGCCGAUUUCUCUAAUACCACAUAUUUCCUCUUGUGCAAAACUACCUUUAAAUUUCACAACAUGGCGUCUUCUAUCGGUAAUGCAGACUCAUAAAGUCCAUUCUUCAAAUGACAGUUUGGUGUGCACGCGAUAUGUACCGAAUUACGAUUUCUUGUCUGAUCAGAUAAAUGUAUUCAAACGUUUAUAUCUGGCGCAUAGUUAUAGCAAACACAGUGCCUUUCGGAUAAAAGUUCUAGUGAAAAGUGUCGCUUUUAUUUCCGUUAAAACGCGGUUUGAAAAUCUAAAGCCGCGUCGUCACCGAAGAUCACCCUUCCCCCGAACGGUCAAUUCUCGCGUGACGCCAUAGCCGCGAAGAAAACAAACCAAAACGACCGGACAAAAGCCGCGCAAGCAGCAUUAUGACGCGUCGUUGCAUAAUCGAAGGUUGCGCGUCAAAAUCAGGCAAUCCACAACAUCGCGGCGUCACAUUUCACUCAUUUCCAUUUGAUUCAAAAACUCGUGAAGUUUGGCUGGUGAACUGUCGAAUAAAUCCCGAGAAAAAUAUCACAAAAAGUGUUCUAGUGUGUUCGCGACAUUUUCGUCGAGCCGAUUUUCAGCCGGCCAAGUCGAAUAAGUAUCUCUUGAAACAGGGAGCGGUUCCGACGAUUUUUCCGUGGGGAAAGUUUCCGCCGCCUGCUCAGACGACGACGACUGCUGCAAGUGAGGCGGCGCCGCAAAUUGCGCUACAGAACGAUAUGGAGGUUUCUGCCACUGAUACGAACGAGAGCUUUGGAAGCGCAGAACAGGGCGAUCAGGUCGAGAAGACUGCCCUGAAGCGAUCCUCGCAAGACUCUUCACUGCCGUCAGACGCGAAGCUGUCGAAACUGAACAGCCCGGUUGCUGCGCCGACCACUUCACAAGACAUACAAAACCUUGUUCCGAUGGGUACGAUACCGGCGGCCGCUGGAGGCCGCAAGUCAGAGACGGUGUCUGGAUUUGUACCCGGUGUUCGUCUGGAGGCGCAAGAUUUCGACGGUAUUUGGCACACCGCUCGUGUAAUGGAAGUGGACAGCGACGAGCGCGAGGUUUUGAUACGAUUCGAGAAGAGCGGCAAGUCCAAAGGUCCCACGGGUGCCGAGGAAUGGAUACCAAUGAACAGCAGCCGAUUGCGGCAGAAAGCGUCCGCGGCGAGCAAGCUGCCGAACGUAUUCGUGCUGGGGGAGAAGUGUCUGGCUCGCUGGAGUGGCGCCCGCAGAUUUCCGGCCACCGUGCAAAAGGUUCUCGGCAAUGAUAUGUAUGAAAUCCUGUUCGACGACGGCUACAUGAAAGUGUUGAAAAGUGCUCACAUCAGCAAACUGAAAAUACCGGUUGGAAAGAGCCAAUCACCGUCUACAUCAGCAAGCCCUGCCCCUCACAAACCAAUAGCCAAUUCUACCCCAGACAAGUCGAAAAUUAAGGCACAGGCGGCGAAGAAGGAUUGGCCACUAAUUUCCAUGAGUUCGUUGAAUCUCGCGGAGCUCAAUCUGCCCGAGAUUCCGAAGGACGGUGAGUGGUGCUGCCACUGGGUAAACGACCAGCCAAUAGGCCGCGAGGGAUUCCUGACCGUAGGCGACCACAAAAAGCCAACAGUCAUCGUAGACGAUUGGCGACUGCCGCCUGGGUGGACGAAACACAUGUACCAACGCUCGAAUGUCCUAGGCAAGUGGGAUGUGAUCCUGGUCAAUUCGAACAACAAACGCUUCCGCUCCAAGGCGGAUCUCAAGCAAUAUAUUGAAGACUUGGGACAACAUUACAAUCCCGACGUCUACGACUUCAGCAUACAUCGAAGGCGGGCAAAAGACAUUGGAGCUUAUGUUUAUACUAAAGAUUACAAACCUCCCCAACCGGUGAAGCCACCACCUCCACCCUUGGAACCCCUUCCGCCACUACAACCGCAAAGUCUUAUGCAUAACGCUGGACAGCAGAAUUCCAGCAUCCAAUCGCUGCUGUCAACGUCGUCUCCGCCCUUGUUUGAACCGACUUCAGGUAAAGGCGGCGAAGACGAGUCCAUGCAGUUAGAGGAUGGUUACGUUUACGUUGGCUCCUUGAAAGUCCGAAUCAUUGACAACCUCUUCCGCUGCCCCAAAGAGAACUGCAACAAAAAUUUCCGGAAAGAGAAUCACUUGCAGAUCCACAUCAAGCAUUAUCACGACGACAUUGCAAAAUUUCUUGGAGAUUGUCCCAAUAUGCAGGAGCUAGCGUGCAAGCGCACCAUCGGGCACCCUCCGGAUGAACCUCUGCCCAAAAACUAUCUACCCAACUCGCAGUACUUCGCAAAGCUACACCAGCAAGACCUUCAGAAUAGAAUGCAUCGCAAAUCAAUCUCAGCUCCACACGCCCCAAGCAUUUCAACGCCAACCCGUCACGAGGGCUCGGACAGUUUCUUGAUGUCUACAACUGCUGACGAUUCCUCCAAGCUUCUUGAAUCCUCUAUUUCUGAUUCAAUCGUCGGAUCCAGCACCGUACCUUCGAGUCCAGCCGUAGCGAGCCCCUCCUUCGUUCAUUCCACUGGCGAUGAAAUGUCCAUGCCUCUGAUUGAAGAGCAGCAAAAAUCAGCGCCACAGCUCCAACCGCAAUCUCAUUCGAAAGUUGCGUCUCGCAAGACUGGUGAAAGAAAGAGCUCGAGACAGAGGCUGCAAAAGAAAUACGUCACGGCGAGUACGUCAAACGUUUUCGACAACUCGUUCCACAUGACAGAUUUUGAAGAAACCAGACAUUCCUUCAAUGGAACCCCCGAACAUCACAAGGUCACAAAAAAAGCAAAGUUGUCCCAUCCAACCUUUGUUCAAGACCCCAAUUUGGACGGGAACACAACCAGCAGCGUGCCGGAUCAACCUCACAGCCAAAGUCCGAAGUACAUACAGGAAAAUGGCGAAGUGAUCAAAAUUGUUCGAAUGCGAUCGGAAGAGAUCAUCAAUUGUAUUUGCUCAUUUGGCGAGGAAGACGGUCUAAUGAUACAAUGCGAGUUGUGCUUGUGCUGGCAGCACGGCAUCUGCAAUGGGAUCGAAAAGGAGAGCCAAGUUCCCGAGAAAUAUGUCUGUUAUAUUUGCAAGAAUCCAGCCUUGGGCCGCGCAAGUAUGAAAUAUGUCCACGAUCAAGACUGGCUGUACGAAGGCAGACUACCGACAGGAAAUUAUCACGCCUCGAACCCUAAGCUCCAAGAUCGGUUCAAUAUGUUGCGUACUAGUCACACACUAACAGGAAACCUGAUUGAGUUGAAACGAUUCCUACACAGCUUACGCGUGAAGAUCAACAUAGCCGAGAAUAAGGAUCAUCCGAAAAUGUACUUGUGGGCGAAGAAAUGGGAAAGCUCUCCGCCCCGAGCUGUGGAACGAAAAGUUGAGAAGUUUGAAGAUAUUGAAGCAAUCAAUCCAGAUAAAAAGGAAGCAAGUGAUGCGGAUGUCAAGGAAGAGUUAGAUCGGGAAGUCGGAGGAGACGGGCAGGCAGAGGUCAAAGCGGAAGGGGAGAAUGCUGGCGCUUCCGAAUGUGUUGAGAAGAUGGAAACGGAGGAUAAGCAACAACAGUCUCUGGAAAAACCAAAGGAGGAGAUUAAAGUUGCACAACAACCAAACAUCCCUCAGCCGGAAGCUGCUAUUGAUCCGGUUGAGUGUCAGUUGCGGUUAUUGGAGCAUAUACAAAAGCAACAGUCGUUGGUGGUGGAGCGAUUGCAGGAUAUCGAAUCGGAUAUUGUUGAAUUGGAAUCGCUUGACCCUUCCAAUAAUCUGGACACCAACGAGUUCUCACGAACCAAACAGACCUUAGCAAUACUAAUUAAGGAUCUCGAAAUCAUGCAAAAUAUCGCAAAAAUCAAUACAGUACCUCCAACUAGUUAUGUACCCUAUGCUUAGAUAUUCAUUAUUGCCAUACAUUCUCCCCCUAAUUCCCCUCAUCAUCCUCAUACUUUUUGUUUAUACAAACACAUUUCCAUUAUUAAUUCCUCCAUUGAAAUAUAAAUUAGGAUAUCUACAAAACUUUUUGUGAUGAUUCAUAGCGAACUAAGUUUGUUUGAUCUUUAAAAGAUUCAUUUUCUUAUAGGAUUUUCUGAUCAAGUCGUUAUCAAUUAUGUGUACGUAUGGAUGCGUAGUUAUUUUUUAGAAUAAUAAUUAAAAUAAAUCUUGUUUAUUCAACAGCACUUAAAA
This is a messenger RNA of Hermetia illucens (black soldier fly), 4176 nucleotides long. RefSeq names its product PHD finger protein 20-like protein 1 (gene MBD-R2). Gene Ontology annotation, cellular component: NSL complex. Gene Ontology annotation, biological process: regulation of transcription by RNA polymerase II. NCBI's taxonomy places the organism in Eukaryota, Metazoa, Arthropoda, Insecta, Diptera, Stratiomyidae. The record is from RefSeq and is a predicted model, not a curated record. The transcript is spliced from 5 exons. Gene Ontology annotation, molecular function: DNA binding. The coding region runs from base 418 to 3885 and encodes 1155 amino acids.